Hydractinia symbiolongicarpus is the source of this 2850-nucleotide messenger RNA. Its product is annotated as endoplasmin-like. Gene Ontology annotation, molecular function: ATP-dependent protein folding chaperone; ATP hydrolysis activity; ATP binding. Bases 104 to 2593 code for a protein of 829 amino acids. The transcript has 10 exons. Lineage: Eukaryota; Metazoa; Cnidaria; Hydrozoa; Anthoathecata; Hydractiniidae. Gene Ontology annotation, biological process: protein folding. The record is from RefSeq and is a predicted model, not a curated record.
UCAGCACACGCUCUUUCACGUUGCAUCUAUUUUUCGAAAUUCACAGAAUUCUAAAAACACUUUGUUUCAUUUACAUACUGCGUGUGCUGGAAGGCUGUCAAAGAUGAGUCGAACCAAGUUUUUGGUGUUUGGGUUUAUUGCUUUUUCUUUUCUAUUAUGUUCUGUAAAAGCAGAAGAAUCUGAAACAGAACCUCCUAAAGUUGACGAGGAUGUUGGAAAGAGUAGGGAUGGGUCUAAAACUGACGAUGAAGUUGUACAAAGGGAGGAAGAAGCGAUCAAUAUUGAUGGCCUCAGUGUUGCUGAAAUGAAGCAACUUAGGGAAUCUGCUGAGAAGCAUGCAUUCCAAGCUGAAGUCAGCCGCAUGAUGAAACUUAUUAUCAAUUCUCUCUACAAAAACAAGGAGAUCUUCUUGAGGGAGUUGAUAUCAAAUUCUUCUGAUGCUUUGGACAAGAUCAGGUUCUUAUCUUUGACAGACACUUCUGCACUUGCUGCAACUGACGAGUUAAGCAUAAAAAUUAAGGCUGAUAAAGACAAUCAUGUCUUACACAUCACUGACACUGGUAUAGGAAUGACAAAAGAUGAUUUAGUUAAACAGCUUGGGACAAUUGCGAAAUCUGGAACCAGUGAAUUUUUCCAAAAGAUACAAGAAGCAGGUUCAAGCGAUCAAGCUAGUGAUUUGAUUGGUCAAUUUGGUGUUGGAUUUUACUCUGCAUUUUUGGUUGCAGAUCGUGUUGUUGUCACUUCAAAACAUAACGAUGAUAAGCAACACAUCUGGGAAUCAGAUUCAGAACAGUUCACUAUUUCGGAAGAUCCUAGAGGUGACACACUCAAACGUGGAACUCAAAUUAGCCUGCAUUUGAAAGAGGAAGCACGUGACUUUUUGGAACCAAAUACUUUGGAAGAUUUGAUAAAGAAAUAUUCUCAGUUCAUCAACUUUAAUAUUUACUUGUGGAAAUCUAAGACUGAGGAGGUUGAAGAGCCAAUUGAGGAGACUGAGGAGGAAAAGAAAGCAGAAGAAGAUAAAAAAGAUGAGGACAAAAAAGAUGAGGAUGAGGAUGCUAAAGUUGAAGAGGACAAAGAAGAAGACAAAAAGCCAAAAACUAAGAAAGUUGAAAAAACAAUCUGGGAUUGGGAAAUCAUGAAUGGUGCCAAACCAAUUUGGUUGAGAAACCAUAAAGAAGUUUCUGAUGAGGAAUAUGCAGAGUUCUACAAAGCAAUUGCAAAGGAAUCCGAUGAACCAUUAGCCAAAACUCACUUUGUUGCUGAAGGUGAAGUAACAUUUAAAUCAAUUUUGUUUGUACCAAAAACCUCACCACAAGAUAUGUUCUCAGAUUAUGGAAAACGACGUGAAAACAUUAAAUUGUAUGUUCGAAGAGUUUUCAUCACUGAUGACUUCCAAGACAUGAUGCCCAAGUACUUGUCCUUUAUCAAGGGAAUUGUUGAUUCUGAUGAUUUGCCAUUAAAUGUUUCUCGUGAACAAUUGCAACAACAUAAACUGUUGAAAGUCAUCCGAAAGAAGUUGGUACGUAAAGCCCUCGACAUGAUUAAAAAGAUCAGCGAUGAUGAUUACAUUGAGAAAUUCUGGAAGGAGUACAGCACGAACAUCAAACUUGGUGUUAUGGAAGAUCAUUCUAACAGAACACGUUUAGCUAAAUUGCUAAGAUUUAGAUCUUCAAAUGAUCCAGAAAAACUCACUUCCCUUGCUGACUAUGUUUCACGCAUGAAGGAUAAACAAGAAACAAUCUUUUUCAUGGCGGGUAGCAGUCUUGAUGAAGUUAAGAACUCUCCAUUUGUUGAAAGAUUAUUAAAAAAAGGUUAUGAAGUUUUGUAUCUGAUUGAGCCAGUUGAUGAAUACUGUAUUCAAAGUUUACCAGAAUUUGAUGGCAAAAAGUUCCAAAAUGUGGCAAAGGAAGGAUUGAAACUUGGUGAUGAAGCAAAAGAAAAAGCCAAGGUUGAAGAACUAGAGAAAGAAUACGAGCCACUUUUAAAGUGGCUUAAGGAAACAGCAUUAAAAGACAUGAUUGAGAAAGCAUCGGUCUCCCAGCGUUUGACAGAAUCUCCAAUGGCUUUGGUAGCUAACUCGUAUGGUUGGUCUGGCAAUAUGGAAAAGAUCAUGAAUUCACAAGCAUAUGCUAAAGCAAAAGACCCAACUGCAAAUUUCUAUGCUACACAAAAGAAAACAUUGGAGAUAAAUGUUUACCAUCCCUUAAUCAAAGAAUUACAGAAGCGUGUAACUGCAGACAAAGACGACAAAUCAGCUAGUGAUCUUGCUCGUGUCAUGUUUGAAACCGCAACAUUACGCUCAGGAUACACAAUCAAAGAUUCUGUUGACUUUGCACAACGUAUUGAACGCAUGUUAAAGUUAAGCAUGAACGUUGAUGUGGAUGCCAAAGUUGAACUACCAGACGAAGAUGAAGAGACUGCAGAAGAGGAAGAAGCAACUGAGGAGGUAAAGGCUGAUGAGGAGGAGACACCAGAGGUGCCUGAUGAUGCCAAGAAACCUGAACCUGUUGACGCUACGACAGAAUCCACCGAAGAUGUUGUUGAGGAGGAGUCUAAGGAAGCACCAGCGGAAGCUCACACUGAGCUUUAAUUGGCUUUUAAAAAUACAAUAGGCGAUUUUUUACAAUUUUAUAACUCAGGAUCUUUCUUGAUCUUUGACAAUCAUUAAAGUUUUUGUUCAGUUCGUCACCUAUACAUAGUCUUGUGCGCACCAUUGCUAGUUCCUUGUGUUUCUUGUCUGUUUCCAUGUUCAUGUUGUAGUAAAUUAUUAAAGAACGGCAGCGAAGAAAAAGCAAACGCAGUCUUGUAAAAACUGAAAUAUCAAUUUAUAAAAAUAUUAAAUUUAAA